Mizuhopecten yessoensis (Yesso scallop) is the source of this 2203-nucleotide messenger RNA. Its product is annotated as tripartite motif-containing protein 2-like. The record is from RefSeq and is a predicted model, not a curated record. Gene Ontology annotation, molecular function: zinc ion binding. The transcript has a single exon. NCBI's taxonomy places the organism in Eukaryota, Metazoa, Mollusca, Bivalvia, Pectinida, Pectinidae. Bases 493 to 2088 code for a protein of 531 amino acids.
CAACAGGGAAGUUAUUUACUAUGUAUAACUGCAGGUCUAAACAGGUAGAUCUACACAUUGCCAUGGAUUUGUGAACACAGGGCAGACAUUUGUUGAAAUCACUUACCAGUCAGAUUUCAGCCAAACAUAUGACUUCAGACUUUUGAUCAAAGCUUUUGAAAUGUCAGCAGGAAAGUGACAGAUUUAUCAACGAAGCAAGAGGGAAGUUCAUCAUGUGAUUGUGAAUUCUAGAGCUGAAUAACAUUGACAAUGUAAGUGAACAUUGAGAAGUAUGGAAAGGACAACUUGGAUUCAUCAUCACCCUGUGACAUCAGUGAUCGUGAGUUAGCUAUUCUAUAGUGUAAUUAUACCACUGGAUGGGACAGUCAAGUCAAGUUUUCAUUUCUUAACAUAACCAACUCUUAUUUGUGAGUGUUUACUGAUAACAAUAUAUUUAUACAAGAACAACAAUCACCUUCAAGAUUUCAACAAAUAAUUUUGCUUUUUAUCAAAAUGGCAACCCCUAUGAGCCAAAUUUCUCUCCGUAUUAAAGGUCAGACCACAUGUAUUCACCACAAGGGGAGACAACUAGACUUGUGUUGUGAAAAAUGUCAGGAACUGGUUUGUCUAAAAUGCCUUUCUUCUAAUCACAAAACCCAUACAGUUUGUGAGCUAAGUGAAGUCACUCAUCAGGAGAAACCAGACAUUAAAAACUUUAUAGACAGAACAGAAAAAAAUGACCUCGUACAAAUAGGGAAAUACAUCACCUCUACUGACACACUCCUUAAAGACAACACCAGCACUUUUGAGAAGUUGUCACAAAAGUUAAAAAUACAAACAGAGAGAUUAAAGCAAGAGCUGGACAUACUUACAGAACAGACACUCUCUCUUUACCACAAAAUGGAAGAGGAUAAUACAAAUCUCAUAAUGAAAUACAAACAGGACCUGGAGGUGUAUGAAAAACAACUCAAACAACAAAUUCAAGAAUGCAAAGCAGCUCUCCAGCGUGGUUCACACAUACAUAUUUAUGAUGCAUUUUGUGAGAUCCAGUCUCCUACACACAGUCUCCCUGUAAAACCUGUCCUGGGUACUGCCAACUUCACUCCGAACGAAAAUCCUCAAGAUCACUUGAAAAAAGCCUUGGGAAAAGUUAUUACCUCAAGUCAAGGUCAAACUUUAACUGACCAGGGUCGGUCAGUCACAACAUCUGAUGAUCUGGAACAAUCCUCUACACAGCAACAACAGUCAGGAACAAAAGUGAAGAAAGCAGUGACAACAUACAAACUACUGCCACAGACCAAGAUAGUGGAGGAAAGGAAGUCUCCAUGUUACAUUGAUUCUAUAUGUCCCACCACUGAUGGUCAGGUGUGGACCAAGUACAAUAAAACAUUGACUCUCCUGGACAGGAAGGGUAAUGUAAUACAGGAGGUCAAACACAAUGUCUAUAUCGAUGAUAUCAGUCUGUUACCCACCACACACACACUGUGGGUCUGUGAUGAUAGGAACAACAUCAGGGAGCUGGUAUCAGGACGACUGACACACAGAUUCAGUACCAAGGAGUUACCCAGGUGUAUAUGUAUUACAGCCAGUAACCAUGUCAUUGUAGGGAUGACCAAACACAUCUCCAAAUUUACCACAGAUGGUAAAAUGGUGUGUACUACUAUGGCUAAAAGGACUAGGAAACCAUUAGUGUGUACACCAUACAGGAUCUCAGAGUGUCCUGUCACUCACAAUGUGGCAGUCGCUGAUUUCAGUUAUGAAAGUGAUGGUGGUGAUGGAAAGGGACGUGUUGUUGUGAUGGACACUGAUUUCAAGGAACUGUUUGUAUAUAGAGGUGACAUCCCCAGUACAUAUAAACCAACACCACAAACAGGAGGUAAACCAUUUAACCCCAGUGGUGUGGUGUAUGACAGUGUGGGGAACCAGAUCAUAGGGGACCGUCACAACAACAGGGUCCUACUCAUCAGUGGAGGUGGUGAGUUCCUCAGGGUCAUACACACAGACACAGACUGUACAUGGGCUGUAGGUAUAGACAGGGAGGAUGUCCUGUGGGCAGUGUUUGGGACAAUGAAUAGGGAAGUCAAACUACUACAGUACAGCAGUGUGUGACACCUGUAACCAAACAACUAGUAUAUGUAGUUACCAUGACAAUGACAUGGAAAUCAGAGACAAAUGAAACUUGUAAUGAUAACCAAUCAACUACAAAUUGUGUGACAUUUACAGG